GUUCAGCCCAACCCUCCACCCGUUCUCUCCUCCUCCUUCUCAGUUUCAGAGUGGCGUUCAGAGAGCGGCGUUCAGAGACCAGCGUUCAGAGAGCAGCGUUCAGAGAGCGUGUCGCCCAGUCUUCAGUAGUCUCAGGUAGCCUCCAGCCCAGACAACACAUGACUGCUCAGUUCUACAGAGGGGGUGUGUGUCUCUGAGAGUGUGUUGUGUGUGUGAGCACCUCUGUAUGAGUCUGAAUCUGAGCUUGUGAGUGAGUGUGUGUGUGAGAGUGAGUGAGAGUGUGUGUGUGUGUGAGUGUGUGUGUGUGAGAGAGUGAGUAAGUGUGUGUGCGUGUGCCAUGGCCCUUCUGGACAGUAUGAAGAGGCUGUUUGUGUUCCAGCUGUUGUUGGGCCUGGUGUUUGUGGUCAGCGGCCUGAUCAUCAACUUCCUGCAGCUGCUGUCCUGCAUCCUGUGGCCUUUCAACAGAGCACUGUACCGACGGCUCAACUGCCGCCUGGCCUAUUCCCUCUGGAGCCAGUUGGUGAAUACCCUGGAGUGGUGGUCAGGGACCGAGUGCACCCUCUUCACCGACCAGGCCACGGCGGACCGCUUCGGCAAGGAGCACGCCAUCAUCAUCCUCAACCACAACUACGAGAUUGAUUUCCUGUGUGGUUGGACCAUAUCUGAAAGAUAUGGAGUGCUAGGGAGCACCAAAGUGCUGGCGAAGUAUGAGCUGCUGAAGGUACCUCUGAUUGGCUGGACGUGGUACUUCCUGGAGAUUGUGUUCUGCAAGAGGAAGUGGGAGGAUGACCGCGACGCCGUUCUGUCAGGGCUGGCCAGUUACAAAGACUACCCCGAGCACAUAUGGCUGUUGUUGUACUGUGAGGGGACCCGGUUCACCAAGGAGAAGCAUGAGUUGAGCAUGCAGGUGGCAGACAGCAAGGGCCUGCCCCACCUGAAACACCACCUCCUGCCUCGCACCAAGGGCUUCACAACCUCAAUGGCCUGCCUCAGGGGCACAGUGUCAGCCGUGUAUGACGUGACGUUGAAUUUCCGUGGCAACGAGAGGCCAACCUUGCUGAGCAUCGUCAGGGGAGACAAGUAUAUGGCCGACAUGAAUAUCAGGCGUUAUGCUGUGGAUGAGAUUCCUGAAGGUGAAAAGGAGUGUGCUGAUUGGCUUCAUAAUCUCUACCAGGAGAAGGAUUCACUACAGGACUACUACAUCAAAGAGGGCUGCUUCCCCGGCCCCACUAUCACUCCCCCCCGACGACCUUGGACACUCCUCAACUUCCUGGUCUGGGCGGGGCUUUUGCUCUGGCCCCUCUCCUCAUUUGCCUGGGGCAUCAUCGUCAGUGGCAACCUUGUCCUCAGUCUCGCCUUCCUUGGCGGGCUUUUCAUUGCCUCCGUAGCCAUGCAGCGCCUCAUCAGCGUAUCGGAGGUGAAGAACACGGGUUCCUCUUAUGGAAACCAGGCCAGCAAGAAGCAGGACUAACCCCAACCUAGACCAGCAGGACAGGACUAGAACUGCUACGGACCCCUCCACUCUGGACUGCUCAGCUCCACAGUGCUGGGAAAGCUCCUCUGGAACUAUGACUAAUCUAACAAUUACUUGGGUGGAGUCAUUUUUUUUUAUUUUAGGCCAAAGUAAGUUUCAGAAGGUGGUUUGGUCAAACUGAAACUAACAUGAUGUAAGAUACAUGUAUGUUUCACACAAUUAAAAGAAGUGAAAAGUCUGGAAUUGGAAACAUUGAACACGUUAUGCUGAAAUACUUGCAUUUUUUGGUUAAGGAAGUAGUUUAGUAAUAAGUAAUUUACCACAAAGCUGCAUAAUUAAAUGUAAAAGACAACUGAAACGGCUAAUGUCUGUUAGUCUGUAGAUUCAAUAACUGCUGUAAUAAGAAUAAUAAAGCCUUGAAAUCAGUGAA
This is a messenger RNA of Osmerus eperlanus (European smelt), 1904 nucleotides long. RefSeq names its product 1-acylglycerol-3-phosphate O-acyltransferase 3 (gene agpat3). Gene Ontology annotation, cellular component: endomembrane system; endoplasmic reticulum. Lineage: Eukaryota; Metazoa; Chordata; Actinopteri; Osmeriformes; Osmeridae. Gene Ontology annotation, molecular function: 1-acylglycerol-3-phosphate O-acyltransferase activity. The record is from RefSeq and is a predicted model, not a curated record. The coding region runs from base 338 to 1471 and encodes 377 amino acids. The transcript is spliced from 9 exons.